This is a messenger RNA of Hippopotamus amphibius kiboko, 3308 nucleotides long. It is a transcript of the gene NR1H3, whose product is annotated as nuclear receptor subfamily 1 group H member 3. Lineage: Eukaryota; Metazoa; Chordata; Mammalia; Artiodactyla; Hippopotamidae. Bases 1796 to 3154 code for a protein of 452 amino acids. Gene Ontology annotation, biological process: positive regulation of transcription by RNA polymerase II; cell differentiation; negative regulation of transcription by RNA polymerase II. The transcript is spliced from 10 exons. The record is from RefSeq and is a predicted model, not a curated record. Gene Ontology annotation, molecular function: zinc ion binding; RNA polymerase II cis-regulatory region sequence-specific DNA binding; nuclear receptor activity.
GGAGGGGCAGGGACGGGGGAGAGGAGGAAGCCCGGAGGGAAUUCCUGCCGGAAGUUCGCGGUCCUGCGGUGGCCGAGGAGCGUGGGGAUGUAGCGCGACCUCGGCCUGCAGAAGGGGCUGGAAGACCUCGUCUCGGUAAAGAGAACCCUAAGCGUGGGUUUCGCCUCUGCCGCGGAGACCCCGCACCCAGGUGGCUCUUGUACGGGGCCGGCACGUGGCCGGCACGACGAGCGCCCCCUCGGCCCGGGGUGCUGCCGGGCGCGACCUGGAGCCAGAGCGGGUGCAGAACUGGGGCGAGGGGCGGUGUAGGGUGGAACUGGCCCUGGCUCCGUUCCCCGGAAGAAGUCCUGUUUGGGGUGUAGGGCACAGCAUGUAAACAGCCCUUUGGACUCCCUGCGUCCCUGAGGCAGGUGCCCGUGCAGCCUGCUGCUCAUUGCCUGCGCAGAGCUCGGGAGCUCGCUGUCCCCUCACUUCCCCUUCCAGGCCUUUCCCUGCCCUCCCACCCGUCCACUUCCACGUUUUAGUUACUUAGAAUCAAGAUGUCAUGCCUCUUCUCGGAGGAGCUGGGUUGCACAGGAUGUUCAGACUUCGCAAAACCGAAGCAGUGAAUCCCUAGGGGAGAAAUUUCAGACCAGUGGGGAGAUAUAUAGGGGAAAGGGCAAGGAGCAUAUCAUAAAGUGGGAGUAGGUGGGGUUUCCACAGAAUCGGGGAGAGGCCCUGUUGGCACUGACCAUUAAGAUACAGGUGCAGCCAGUUUGGCUUCAGGGCUUUGUGACUCUGAGCUUGGAGGGACUCACAGGUCCAAGAGAUCAGAUCUUAGGCUCUUGGGAUGCUUUGAUUCAGAUCUGCUCCCUAGUAGCAAAUCACCUCAGAUCAUUGGAGAAAUAAAGCUAAGGGAGAUCAGAACAUAUGGGAGAAAGUAGGCUCAUUAUCUUGCCCCAGGACUCCAGAUUGAAUUACUUAUAUAUACUCAGGAUCUAAACUUUGCUUCCAGAAUUGUUACGGAGGAGUGAAUAGAAAUGGAGACCUGAAGGCAGGGUAAUCAAAAAGUUCUUAGCCUCCUUAUUUAGUCACAAGCCUCUUUAUGAAUCAGAUGAAAAUUUAGUCCCCUCUCCUUCAGAAAAAUGUCCACAAACACAAAUAAAAGUUUGCCUACGAUCCCAAGAGGUUCAUGAAGACCAUUCAUAGGCUUCAUACAUCAUCUCUGAAUUCUCGAUCUAACCUAGUCCCCUUCUUCACAGAUAAGAAAACAAACCCAGAGAGAGGAAGGGACUUGUCCAAGAUCACACAGUUCAGGAGAAGGGAUUAACACUCAAGGUUUCUGAUUUCCAGUCAAAUGGUCCUUAUAAUGGGUAUUUCUCACAGGCUACUCAAACUGCAUUGCUAAACUAUAUUCAGUGGCCCCAAAAUACUUUCAAUAAAGAGAUUUCUAGCAAAGGAGACCUUUUCACAUCGGUGGGGUUGAAUGGGACAUGGAUAGGUGGCAAAAUUGUGCACAUUAAUGGGAGUUUUUGAGUGUUUUGUUUUAAUAUGCCCCCUACUCUCCUUGCAAAGUAGCCAGACCAUUGUGAUUUCAGAAUGUAAAUCGUAGGCUUACUAAAUUUUGGCAAGUAGAACAAAAAUCCCUUAACUUCAUCUUUUGCUUUUCUUCCCACUUGCUCAAGUAUUUCUGUGUUCUUUGUGCCUGCAAAUACCCGAUGUUGGAAGGAUUGAUGGAGAAGACAUUAUUUCAGUUUUCAUGGUGAGCAGUAAACCCAGGAAAGCCCCUUGGUAAUGUCCAGGGCUCCAGGAAGAGAUGUCUGUGUGGCUGGAGGCCCCUGUGCCUGAUGUCUCUCCCGACUCUGCAGUGGAGCUGUGGGAGCCCGAUGCGCAGGACGCAAGCAGCCAGCCUCCGGGAAGCAGCUGCAGCCUUCGGGAGGAGCCCAGCCCACCCCGGGCCGCUGGGGGCCCUUCAGGGCUGGGGCUGGAGGCAGCAGAGCCCACAGCCCUGCUCCUCGGGGCGGAGGCCCCUCCAGAGUCCACAGAACAUUCCCUGUAUCCAGAGCUUCGUCCACAAAAGCGGAAAAAGGGGCCAGCCCCCAAAAUGCUGGGGAACGAGCUAUGCAGUGUGUGUGGGGACAAGGCCUCUGGCUUCCACUACAACGUGCUGAGCUGUGAGGGCUGCAAGGGAUUCUUCCGCCGCAGUGUCAUCAAAGGGGCACGCUACGUCUGCCACAGUGGGGGCCACUGUCCCAUGGACACCUACAUGCGUCGCAAGUGCCAGGAGUGCCGCCUUCGCAAAUGCCGCCAGGCCGGCAUGCGGGAAGAGUGUGUCCUGUCAGAAGAACAGAUCCGUCUGAAGAAACUGAAGCGGCAAGAGGAGGAACAGGCUCAGGCCACAUCCGUGCCCCCAAGGGCUUCCUCACCACCACAAGUCCUGCCCCAGCUCAGCCCGGAGCAGCUGGGCAUGAUCGAGAAGCUGGUGGCCGCCCAGCAGCAGUGUAACAGACGUUCCUUCUCGGACCAGCUUCGAGUCACGCCUUGGCCCAUGGCACCAGAUCCCCAGAGCCGGGAGGCCCGUCAGCAACGCUUUGCCCACUUCACCGAGCUGGCCAUCAUCUCUGUGCAGGAGAUUGUUGAUUUUGCCAAACAGCUGCCGGGCUUCCUGCAGCUCAGCCGAGAGGACCAGAUCGCCCUCCUGAAGACCUCUGCGAUUGAGGUGAUGCUUCUGGAGACAUCUCGGAGGUACAACCCUGGAAGUGAGAGUAUCACCUUCCUCAAGGAUUUCAGUUAUAAUCGGGAAGACUUUGCCAAAGCAGGGCUGCAGGUGGAGUUCAUCAACCCCAUCUUCGAGUUCUCCAGAGCCAUGAAUGAGCUGCAACUAAAUGAUGCUGAGUUUGCCUUGCUCAUUGCCAUCAGCAUCUUCUCUGCAGACCGGCCCAACGUGCAGGACCAGCUCCAGGUAGAGAGGCUGCAACACACAUAUGUGGAGGCCCUGCAUGCCUACGUCUCCAUCCACCACCCCCAUGACCGCCUGAUGUUCCCACGGAUGCUGAUGAAGCUGGUGAGCCUCCGCACGCUGAGCAGCGUCCACUCGGAGCAAGUGUUUGCACUGCGCCUGCAGGAUAAAAAGCUCCCCCCGCUGCUCUCCGAGAUCUGGGAUGUGCACGAGUGACCGCCCCUCCCCGUUAUCUUCUGUUUUCUGGGCCCGAUGGCUGAGGCCCGGGCCUGCCGCCCGGAGGUGGAGCCGACCGAGGAGGACACACAUUCCCGAGGGCUGGGCGGGGGAGAUCCUCCCGUGGCAUUAAAGGAGAGUCGAAGGGCUGGGA